Molecule: messenger RNA, 1337 nt
Organism: Cucumis sativus (cucumber)
Lineage: Eukaryota; Viridiplantae; Streptophyta; Magnoliopsida; Cucurbitales; Cucurbitaceae
Exons: 5
Coding region: 157-756 (199 amino acids)
Biological process (GO): N-glycan processing
Cellular component (GO): glucosidase II complex
Source: RefSeq, a predicted model, not a curated record
UGGUAAAAAGGUAAUAACCAUUUUGAUUAGCCCAAAUGGGAACGUCCGAGCGGGGAAGACCGGCACUCGGCUAGUCAAAUCUCCGGACUGACUUGCUAUUGCGUUCACUCCUUCAUCAAUUUCACCUCCUCCAAUUGCAUUGAAGCUUAAUCAGACAUGGAACCCCGCUCUCCAAAGUCUACCUCCUUCGCUUCGCUGCUUUCCAUAUGUUUAUUCUUCACGUCUGUUCGUUCUGCUCCAUCAUUCAUCGGAGUUCACCCCCUCGAUGAGAAGUAUUAUUCCUCCGAGGUCAUAAAAUGCAAGGAUGGUUCUAGGUCUUUUACUAUAGAUCGUCUCAAUGACAAUUUCUGUGACUGCGUUGAUGGAACCGAUGAGCCUGGUACAUCUGCCUGUGCAAGAGGGAAAUUCUAUUGUCGGAAUAUGGGAAGUACACCACGGUUUAUUUUUUCUUCCCGUGUCAACGAUCAUAUAUGUGAUUGCUGUGAUGGAAGUGAUGAAUAUGAGGGUAAUAUCUUUUGCCCGAACACAUGUGUCAUGGGGGGGAAUAUGUACAAGAGCAAAAAUGAUAUUUCAACCACCCGAGAUGUUGAUAUAGUCAUCAGAAAAGUUAAGGAAGAAAUCACCAAGGAGGACUUGUUCCAAAAGCUAACUGGUUUGAAGCUAGUAAUAAUCCUACAGGUAGCUCUCACAAGUUUUGCAAUCCUCAUUUGGGCAAACCGUUGUCGUGUGAAAUCUAAGAGAAGACGACACCGUUGAAGCGAGCCGCAAUCGUCAUUCCUUAAUCUUCACUAUAAUCCCAAGUACAUCUUCCAGUUCCAUAUAUAACUUCUCCAGUCUAUCCUCUUAGUCUAAAUUGUUUAUCAAUCAAUGUUCAUUCAUUCUCCAGGCUUCUCUUAUCAGCACGAUUACGUGAUGUCGUUCUUUCAGAUGCUCACAAAGCUCAACACGCUGGAUAAAGAACUACUGAUCCAUUAGUCUUAACAGACCAUGAUAGAUUAGCUGCCUAAACCCAACCUUGUUAUUUAUAUAUAAAGAUCACAACAACACAAUGGAUUGCCUACCCAAUCUAUAUCAAUGUUGUAACAUUUGGGCUAGAUUCACUCAAUGUACCAUAUCAAAAAGAACAAAUUUUGUUACAAUGUUUGUCUUGCACGACCUCAAUAACUUUUGUCGAAGUUUGCAGCCUUUGAUUAUGCAAUGAACCAAAUGAACGUUGUGUAAAAGUAAAAUCUGGUGUACAUGAAAGAGGGCAAGUUUUCCAAAAAUGGAAACUGGGGUCUCAUUUUCAACCUCAAAUUCAUCUAUUCCCAAUCGAAGAUUCAUGUUAAUGUUUUUUA